UACAAGAUGGCGGAGUCGGUGGGGAGGGAGAGGCGGAGGCGGGUCCGAACCGAAUAGCGCAAAGCCUAUUGAGGACUCCGAUCAAACCUCUCCAAGACAGGACAAAUGAGGAGCUAUGACGAGUGAAAACCACACAACAAUUAAGGCAGACUCAGCAUUGGUCAUGUCGCCCACCGGGUCCACGUCGCAGGCUGCUCCGUUAUCACCCUCGACUAGCAAACCCAUCCAAGAGCUGCCAGAUGAGCUGAUCCAGGCUGGAUGGUCAAAAUGUUGGAGUAAAAGGGAGAACCGGCCGUAUUACUUCAAUCGAUUCACUAACCAGUCGCUGUGGGAGAUGCCUGUCCUGGGGCAGCAUGAUGUCAUUUCAGAUCCUCUGGGAUUGAAUGCGGCUCCAGCCUCUGGUGAGGCGAAUGCAGAUGCAGGUCUAGGAAACGGGCAGCGUAAAAGACAUCCAUCAGAGGAUGCUUCUCAAGCGGGCCCUAACAGCUUCAAGAGGCCAAAGGUUGAGAUUCCAGCCACUCCAACUACUCCCACUGUCCCCAUUUCUCCCAGUACACCAGGAGUCAAACCUUGGGUUAACACCACCACAGAUGAGAAACAAGGCCAGGCCAGUGCACCUGCACCGGCACCAUACCGGCCCUCUGUGGUGUACUGGGACCUGGACAUUCAGACCAACGCUGUGAUUCGAGAGAGAGCCCCAGCAGACCACCUUCCUCCACACCCGGAGAUCGAGUUGCAAAGAGCUCAACUCACCACCAAACUCCGGCAGCACUACCAUGAGCUGUGCUCUCAGCGGGAGGGUAUCGAGCCCCCACGGGAAUCCUUCAACCGCUGGCUUCUGGAGAGGAAAGUGGUGGAUAAAGGUCUGGAUCCUCUCCUGCCCAGUGAAUGUGACCCAGUCAUCUCCCCGUCCAUGUUUAGAGAGAUCAUGAAUGAUAUCCCCAUCAGACUCUCUCGCAUCAAAUAUAAAGAAGAAGCCAGAAAACUCCUGUUCAAAUAUGCAGAGGCGGCCAAGAAAAUGAUCGACUCCAGAAAUGCAACUCCAGACAGUCGGAAGGUGGUGAAGUGGAACGUGGAGGACACGAUGAACUGGCUGAGACGAGACCAUUCUGCCAGCAAGGAGGACUACAUGGAUCGACUCGAGCAUUUACGGAAGCAGUGCGGCCCUCAUGUGGCAUCGGUGGCGAAGGACUCUGUCGAAGGCAUCUGUUCAAAAAUCUAUCACAUUUCUGCAGAAUAUGUGCGCAGGAUUCGACAAGCUCACCUUACGCUACUUAAAGAGUGCAACAUCUCAGUGGAUGGCACGGAGUCAGCGGAGGUCCAAGACCGCUUGGUUUAUUGUUAUCCGGUCCGACUGUCCAUUCCGGCUCCUCCUCAAACCCGUGUAGAGCUGCACUUUGAGAACGACAUCGCUUGUCUUCGGUUUAAAGGAGAAAUGGUGAAGGUCAGCCGCGGUCAUUUCAACAAACUGGAACUCCUCUAUCGAUACAGCUGUAUUGAUGACCCAAGGUUUGAAAAGUUCCUUUCACGCGUGUGGUGCCUUAUCAAAAGAUACCAGGUGAUGUUUGGCUCUGGUGUGAACGAGGGGUCUGGUCUACAGGGGUCUCUUCCUGUUCCCGUCUUUGAGGCACUCAAUAAACAGUUCGGAGUGACAUUCGAGUGCUUCGCUUCUCCUCUAAACUGCUAUUUCAAGCAGUUCUGCUCGGCUUUUCCAGACAUUGAUGGCUUCUUUGGCUCUCGAGGGCCGUUUCUCAGCUUCUCUCCGGCCAGUGGCUCUUUUGAGGCGAACCCUCCUUUCUGUGAGGAGCUCAUGGAUGCCAUGGUGACACACUUUGAGGAUCUCCUGGGCCGCUCCAGCGAGCCUCUGUCCUUCAUCAUCUUUGUGCCGGAGUGGCGUGACCCGCCGACUCCUGCUCUGACGCGGAUGGAGGCCAGUCGCUUCCGCAGGCACCAGAUGACUGUUCCCGCCUUCGAGCACGAGUACCGCAGCGGCUCGCAGCAUAUCUGCAAAAGAGAAGAGAUGUACUACAAGGCCAUCCACGGAACGGCAGUCAUUUUCCUCCAAAACAAUGCUGGCUUUGCCAAAUGGGAGCCCACAACGGAGAGAAUCCAGGAGCUCCUGGCGGCGUAUAAAGUAUCCGGGCGUUCACUACCCUCGCCGGGUCCAUCUUCCACCAAUACUGGAGAAAAAGACUCCAACCGGCCCAGGAGCGCUCAGCUCCGAGUCAAGAGAACAGCAGUCCUGUGGACAAGACUGCACAGGACACAACAAACAUUUAGACCGCAGCGCUGGCCGUGUGGACACCUGUAUGUAUGUAUGUUGAUCAGAAGAGUUUAUGAUUGUAUGAGAGGUUUAUUAUUGCGCUGUUGGGUUUUGAUGGGCAUGUAAAUGUUCACGUGAAAAGAUAGAAAGACCCAUAUUUGUUUACUUUCUUCCGCCUCUAUUAUUUAAUAUUAUUUGUCUUAGGUUAUAUUGAGCAUCAUAAUUGUUGGGUUUUAUAUCAGCGUAUAUUGAUAGUUUGGUCACCUUUUUUGUUUUGUAUUUGUCAAGUAUAUAUGAUUCUCUCUAUUUUUUGUUGGCCUUUUUAAGGGUGAGUCUCGCUGAAACUUGUCCUGUUUCACACUAAUAUCAAAAGAAAAAUAUUUAGCUUGAAGAAAAUUCGAUUUCUUUGUAGCUAUUACACUUUGUUUUCAAUAAUUAAGCAAGUUUUGCAUUUAUUCCCAUUCUUAGUGGUCAACUAUUUAGAUUUCCUAUACAGUAAUUUACUGUAUUACUGUUAAAGUAAUUAUACUUUCAGCUUAAAUAAUGCAAUGCAAUGGUAGUUUUAAUUCAACAGUAGUGCAUUUUAUUUUGCAUUGUAAAAAAAUGCAAAUAAACAACAACAAAUAUAUAGUCUCCCUAAAUUUGCAUGAUCAUUUCUGUUGAUUUUGUAGUGAAACAUGACAAACUUUAGUGCCAUUCACUCUUUAACUUUGUGCUUUUCUCACUGGCAGGACAAUGACGCUGUCAGAGUUGAUGCACAGAUGCUUGUAUAUUCUUCUUUUAGAUGUCAGAAGACGAUCGGCGAUCAGGCAGCUAUGUUUAACAGCCUUCAUCAUGACAUGCAUUAGCGCUUCUCGAAGCAUUAGUUAGUUCGUUUUUAUAUUCUGAGGUCACGUUUGAUUUCUUCAUGACAAAAUAUAUACUAUACGUACCAACAAAAAGGUCAGUAAACAAGCAGAAGAAUACAUAUUUAUAAUCUAUUUUCCACCCGGUCAUCCGUCUGCAGUGAAACCCAGUCCUUUUUGUUUCCUAAAAUAUUGUACAGAGACAAUAGCAGAUCUAAAAAAAAAAAAAAAGUUUAGGAUUUUAUCUUCUUUUCUGUACAGUACAUGCCUGUGUGAACCUUUAGUCCUAAUGUGGCAUUCUGGGUCACAUCAACUGUAGCAUCGAUAUCUAGCAAAAGUGGAAAAAAUGAACGUCAAUUUCUUAUUAGUUAUGAUAUGAAAGCAUUAAGUGUGAUGUUUUCUGAACAGAUCUCCUAAAUAUGGCGAGCGCCGCUCGUUUUUGUUUUCUCCAGUGAGUCUACCUCCUUGUUUCAAGCGUUUUACAAUUGAGAACGAAAACAUUUUGAAGCAAAUGAGUGGCUUUAGAAACCACAUUGGCGUCCGUUUUAGUAGAAUCAGCGGCUGUUGCCUUGAUUUCACCGUUUCGUGUAUGUGAAAAGUGCUUUAAAAGUUGACUUUUUAUCGUAAUCAGAGAAAUUUGUUUACAUAAUAUUGAGUUUAAAUAGUAUCACUGGGCAGCGUUUUGAAUGUACAUUUUAAAAAAGGAAAUAUAGAUCGAAUUUGGACGUUAAAUGUUGCAUUUAUUGACACUACAAUUGUUUUGUUGGUUUGUUUUUGCCAUGCUGACAUGCAUGUAGAAAUUCGUAUACUGUCAUUAAACCCAAUCACUUCCAUCUGGAUGUAUUCAUAGGUUUGCUUUGUUGAUUUUUAUCCACUGGACUACGCAGCCAAACAUAGGAAAUGGCUUUUAUAUUGAGUUUAAAAGCAUUCCGGUGGUCAUGUAACCCAGUUUGCCAUUUUAAAAAUCCAACAUAACUCUUGGUUUCAGCAUUGGGCACUUGUUGGAUUUCUUAAUCCCAGAGUGGAUCACCAGCAAAACUGUAGAUGUUGUACAGAACAUGGGUAUGAAGUUUGUUGUUUUCCUACACAGCUGUCGCGAGUUUAUUCGAGAGAAGAAAAAACUAAAACAAAAGAUGUCUUUUUCAGCGUUUUAUUUUUAAUUUAACUUUCGGGUUCUGAAUAACUGUUUAAAAUGAUAGGAUUUAUGAAAAUAGUUGUUUUAAACUAAACCAAAGUGUUAUUAAAAAGAGGAGGAAUUUAUCUUGUAUCUUUAAGUAGAAUCGUGUACGAUUGCAUUAGACAUGCAUAAAGUGUAACCAGCAAAAACAUCCAUUUAUCCAUAACUUUAUUUUUAUAAUUCUCUCUCGUUUCGUUUUUGUUUGUUCCUUGUUUUCUUACGAAACUGUUUGGGGUUUUUAUUUUGCAUGAUAUUUUUUUCAUUACAAAACUAUGAUAAAUUGUACAGAUCUGUAUUGUUGAAUUAGUUGUAAGCUUUGCCACACUAGGCUUUUAACCGAUUUGCAUUUAUCAGUCAUGUUGAUUGAUUUAUAUUGCGUUUGUGUCCUCUAAAAUGCCAUGAAUGUCUCUCCCCCCCCCCCCCCCCCCCCCUCCUGUAAUCUUAUUCUGAUAAAGACAAAGAUUCAGUGAAUGUAAAUAUGUCUGUGCUUAUAUGAUUUGUUUCUUCUACCUGUAUAUUAUCAGUGUUGUGGCAUUUCCCAUCACCUGAAGUGGUAUAAAGAUUUUCCUCUGAAUCAGAAAAGUAAAAUAUUGAAAUCAUGAA
Danio aesculapii is the source of this 4888-nucleotide messenger RNA. It is a transcript of the gene pcif1, whose product is annotated as phosphorylated CTD interacting factor 1. The coding region runs from base 116 to 2389 and encodes 757 amino acids. Lineage: Eukaryota; Metazoa; Chordata; Actinopteri; Cypriniformes; Danionidae. The transcript has 16 exons. Gene Ontology annotation, cellular component: nucleus. The record is from RefSeq and is a predicted model, not a curated record. Gene Ontology annotation, molecular function: mRNA (2'-O-methyladenosine-N6-)-methyltransferase activity; RNA polymerase II C-terminal domain binding.